AUGGGGGACCGCGGCGGCACGGGCGGCUCCCGGCGCCGGAGGACCGGUUCGAGACACUCAACCCAAGUGACGGAAGAGGAGGUGCGGGGCGGGCCCGCGGGACCCGACGUGGGUGCUGGGGGAGACGCGCCGGGCCCAGCCCCGGCCAAGGACCGAGACGCCGUCGUGGGCAGCAGCCCCCGUGAGCUGAGCUGCCAUCGCCUUCAGGAGUCCUUGUUUAGCUCCGACAGCGGCUUCAGCAACUACCGUGGCAUCCUGAACUGGUGUGUGGUAAUGCUGGUCUUGAGCAAUGCACGGCUGUUUUUAGAGAACCUCAUCAAAUACGGCAUCCUGGUAGACCCAAUCCAGGUGGUGUCUCUGUUCCUGAAAGACCCCUACAGCUGGCCUGCCCUGUGCCUGGUUAUUGUGGCCAAUGUCUUUGCUGUGGCCGCAUUCCAAAUUGAGAAACGUUUGGCAGUGGGGGCCCUGACAGAGCAGGCAGGAUUGCUGCUGCAUAUGACCAACCUGACCACCAUUCUCUGCCUGCCAGCGUCUGUGGCCUUCCUGGUGGAUUCCAUCACUCCAGUGGGGUCCGUGUUGGCACUGUUGGUGUACACCAUCGUCUUCCUUAAGCUUUUCUCCUACCGGGACGUCAACCAAUGGUGCCGCGAGCUCAGGGCCCGGGCUAAGACUGGUGAGGGGCGGCCGGGACCUGGGACCCGCACGGCCAAGGCCAGCCUCGGAGCCUCUACAGACAAGGCCAAUGGGGCUGCAGCCCAGCGUUUGGUGAACUACCCGGACAAUUUGACCUACGGAGAUUUGUAUUACUUCCUCUUUGCUCCCACCCUGUGUUACGAACUCAACUUUCCCCGCUCCCCCCGGAUCCGGAAGCGCUUCCUGCUGCGGCGGCUCCUGGAGAUGCUGUUCCUCACACAGCUCCAGGUGGGGCUGAUCCAGCAGUGGAUGGUGCCCACUAUCCAGAACUCCAUGAAGCCCUUUAAGGACAUGGAUUACUCCCGCAUUAUUGAGCGCCUCCUGAAGCUAGCGGUCCCCAACCACCUCAUCUGGCUCAUCUUCUUCUACUGGCUCUUCCACUCCUGCCUGAACGUCGUGGCUGAACUCAUGAAGUUUGGAGACCGGGAAUUCUACCGGGACUGGUGGAAUGCCGAGUCCGUCAGCUACUUCUGGCAGAAUUGGAACAUCCCUGUCCACAAGUGGUGCAUUAGACACUUCUACAAGCGCAUGCUCCGCUGGGGCGCCUACAAGUGGAUUGCCAGGACCGGGGUGUUCCUAGCCUCAGCUUUUUUCCAUGAGUACCUGGUGAGCAUCCCCUUACGUAUGUUCCGUCUCUGGGCCUUCACCGGCAUGAUGGCACAGAUUCCCCUAGCCUGGAUCACGAACCGCUUCCUCAUGGGUAACUACGGCAACGCGGUGGUGUGGCUGACACUCAUCAUUGGGCAGCCAGUGGCGGUACUCAUGUAUGUGCACGACUACUACGUGCUUCACCAUGAGGCUGCACCACCGACUGCCUGA
Chrysochloris asiatica (Cape golden mole) is the source of this 1512-nucleotide messenger RNA. RefSeq names its product diacylglycerol O-acyltransferase 1 (gene DGAT1). Gene Ontology annotation, cellular component: endoplasmic reticulum membrane. Gene Ontology annotation, molecular function: diacylglycerol O-acyltransferase activity. The record is from RefSeq and is a predicted model, not a curated record. Gene Ontology annotation, biological process: triglyceride biosynthetic process. Lineage: Eukaryota; Metazoa; Chordata; Mammalia; Afrosoricida; Chrysochloridae. The transcript has 16 exons. Bases 1 to 1512 code for a protein of 503 amino acids.